AAGGUUUUCCUCUUCUCUGUUUCUCUCUCCAUUUGAUUUCGCACUCUUUGCUUCUUCAGAGGCUCUAGAAUUUGGUUGUUGCAUGUGUUCCCCUCAAGUUGAUUCUAUGAUCAUAAAGUUCAUCUCUUUUAAUAUAGUUUGUGUUCUUGGUCUCCGCAGAGGAUUUUAAUAUUAUUAUUUCUAAAGAUAAAUAAGCAUUUGUUGAGGUUUGAGAAAGCUGGAGAUGGCUCAAGAAGGUCGAAACAUCAUCGAUGAGCAGGUUGUUGUUGGAGAGGAGAAAGGUUCGGUGAGAUUGGCCACGCUAAACCGCCCUCGUCAGCUAAAUGUCAUCUCUUCUGAAGUGGUGCUCAAGCUUGCAGAAUUUCUUGAAACCUGGGAGAAGGACGACAAAACAAAGCUUAUACUGAUCAAGGGUGCAGGGAGAGCUUUCUCAGCCGGUGGUGAUCUAAAGAUGUUUUAUGACGGCCGUGAAUCAAAGGAUUCUUGCCUUGAGGUUGUUUACCGGAUGUACUGGCUUUGCUAUCACAUCCACUCAUACAAGAAAACUCAGGUUUCUCUAGUUAAUGGAAUAUCAAUGGGUGGAGGUGCAUCAUUGAUGGUCCCAAUGAAGUUCUCUGUUGUGACAGAGAAAACUGUAUUUGCAACUCCAGAAGCAAGUAUUGGGUUUCAUACUGAUUGUGGCUUCUCCUACAUCCAUUCACGUCUUCCUGGUCAUUUAGGAGAAUUCUUGGCUUUAACUGGGGCGAGAUUGAAUGGCAAAGAACUUGUAGCAAUUGGAAUGGCAACACAUUUUGUUCCUUCUGCUAAACUGGCUGAUCUGGAGGCACGGCUUGUGAGUUUAGACUCUGGAGACGUGGAUGUAGUCCGUUCCACAAUUGAAGAGUUCUCCGAGAAAGUAGACCUCGACAAAGACAGCAUCCUUAACAAGCAGACAAUAAUUGAUGAGUGUUUCUCAAAAGAAAGUGUGAAGCAGAUCAUACAAGCAUUUGAAGCUGAAGGGAGCAAAGAGGGAAAUGAGUGGAUAACACCAGUCAUCAAAGGUCUAAAACGAUCAUCUCCCACAGGGUUGAAAAUAACUCUACGAUCGAUUCGUGAAGGUAGGAAACAAACACUGAGUGAUUGCCUCAAGAAGGAGUUUAGGAUCACCAUUAAUAUCUUGAGGAGCACCAUAUCCCCUGACGUGUAUGAGGGUAUAAGAGCUCUGACCAUAGACAAAGACAGUUCUCCCAAGUGGAGUCCAGCGACGUUAGAUGAGGUGGCUGAGGAGAAGAUCAACUUAGUAUUUGAGCCACUGGAGGAUGAUAUUGAGCUUCAUAUCCCUGAAACCGAAGAAAACAGGUGGGGAGGCAAAUACGAGACUUCAGGUUUUGCAUGAGAGUACAAGAAUAGAAGAGAAGAGAGGAUACUGUAUGUUGGUUUUGUGAUUACAUAAUGUGUUGUUGCUACAUGUUCAAACACUCUAUGCAGUGAUAUGGUUUAAUAAGGGUUGUUAUGUCUGAAUUGUUUCCUGUAUUCUUGGUUGUUAUUAGUGUCUAAAAUAACAUGUAAUCCUAAAGACUAAAUAUGUCAACCCCAAACGUCUAAAUCUGAAAAUGAGUUGUCAACAAAACU
Molecule: messenger RNA, 1611 nt
Organism: Brassica oleracea var. oleracea
Lineage: Eukaryota; Viridiplantae; Streptophyta; Magnoliopsida; Brassicales; Brassicaceae
Product: 3-hydroxyisobutyryl-CoA hydrolase-like protein 5
Exons: 16
Coding region: 224-1375 (383 amino acids)
Biological process (GO): L-valine catabolic process
Molecular function (GO): 3-hydroxyisobutyryl-CoA hydrolase activity
Source: RefSeq, a predicted model, not a curated record